Trichomonas vaginalis G3 is the source of this 960-nucleotide messenger RNA. Its product is annotated as WD repeat-containing protein family. Gene Ontology annotation, molecular function: protein binding. The transcript has a single exon. The record is from RefSeq and is a predicted model, not a curated record. The coding region runs from base 1 to 960 and encodes 319 amino acids. NCBI's taxonomy places the organism in Eukaryota, Parabasalia, Trichomonadida, Trichomonadidae.
AUGAAGAGAUUAAAUAUUUCACCACAAUGGGUGGAAAAAGAAACAAAUACAGAGGUAUUUUCAGUACGAUACUCACCAGAUGGCCAAAGUAUUGCUGCUACUCUAUCAAAUGGGCAUGUUUUACUCAAAUCUAUCGCAACUGGUAGAACAUCAUUUAAUAUUGUUCAUUCUAAUAAAGGAUUUUCAGUACCAUCUAUACGUUUUAAUCCAGUACUUCCUAAAACUUUCAUUACAAUCUCUUCAGAUGGCGUAAUUAAAGAAUGGAAUUCAAGAUCUCCGAAAAAUAUAUGGACAUAUACAGAAGAAGGCAACCAACUUUACGCACUCGACAUUCAUAAAGCAGGACAGAUUUUUGCAACUGCUGGUUCCGAUUCUGUUGUUCGUGUAUACGAUGAUAAAACAAAACAAUGCAUACACUCCUAUGCCAGAGCUAAAUACGACUUUACAUCUCCAAGUGGACAUAGUGAUAGAGCUUAUUGUGUCCAUUUUGUAAAUAGUGAUCCAAAUCUUCUUGCAAGUGGAGGAUGGGAUAACACUAUACAAAUUUGGGAUUUACGACAAACAAAUUCCGUUAUGGUCCUUCCAGGACCACAUAUUUGCGGUGAUGCAAUCGAUACAAAUAAGAAUUACUUACUUGCAGGAAGCUGGAGGACUCAUGACCAGCUUCAAUUGUUUGACUUUAGGACUGGUAAAUGUUUGAAGCAAACCAGAUGGUCAACAAUGAGCGAUGAUAACCAAGCCCAAUUAUAUACUGUUAAAUUCUUCCAAGACGGCUCUCAUUUCGUUGCUGGAGGAACAGAAACAAAUCAGGCAAAAGUAUACAAUACAGAACAGUUUAAUUCUGUUGGUUCUUCAAUUACAUUUCCUGGUGGAGUUUAUUCAUCAGCAAUUUCGAAAGAUAACAAGACAGUUGUAUUUGGUUUGUCUUGUGGUUAUGUACAAUUACAUAAUGUUAUAUAA